AUGGAAAAAGAAGAACAUCAUCAUUUGGUCAAGACCAAGUCCCUCUUGCCAAUCCUUAAUGUGGAAAACUACUCCUCCUGGUAUGGACGUAUGAAGGUCCAUCUAAGAGGCAAAGAUCUAUGGAAUGUUUGUAUCACCCGUCUCCUGGUCAAACUAGCUCCCUCUGUUGCUGCCAUAGCAAAACAUGCUAAAGCAAUCAACAAAGCAAUCACAAUCAUCAUCCCAAGGCUCAACUCCCACUGCUACAGAGAUCAUAAAUCAGGGAAGAGUAUUCAUGAGCUAUGCAGCUCUUAA
Molecule: messenger RNA, 294 nt
Organism: Puccinia graminis f. sp. tritici CRL 75-36-700-3
Lineage: Eukaryota; Fungi; Basidiomycota; Pucciniomycetes; Pucciniales; Pucciniaceae
Exons: 2
Coding region: 1-294 (97 amino acids)
Source: RefSeq, a predicted model, not a curated record